CAAGUCUCGCCCACCGGAUGCCGCAAGGAAACUGCUGUGCUCCCCAAACGGAGUGAGCAGAAUAAAGCCCGGGGCUGCCUUCUACGAGGAAUUAUGCCAAAGCAGGUGGCACUGUGGUCAAAUAAUCCAGAACUACAUUCCCAGAAGUCUGUGCUGCACAACAAACAUGUCUGCUCCCUGAAAGGGGAAGAGAGCACAGCUUUCUGUGCAGCCAUAACUGGUAGUUUUUUUGUGUUCACAUUGUUGAUUAUACCUUCACCACCAUGAAACUCCUCAGCGUUCUUCUGACUCAGAAUACAAGAAGUCCUCUCUUUCUAUUGGUCUCUUCAAGCAAAUCUCCUGGCUGUGAAGUCUCUAACUGUUGCUAUUAUUCAACCUACAAGCAUAAAAGAAGCAUCAAGGAAUGUUACAGGAUCCUGAAGCUCCCCGAAGGAUCUUCUGCCGAUGAAGUUAGAGAUUCCUAUAGAACCUUGGCCAAGAAAUACCAUCCAGACAGCGGCGCAACCACUGCAAACGCCGCCAUGUUCAUGCAGAUUGAUGAUGCCUAUAGGGACGUGUUGACCCACUUGGCCACAGAGUCUAAGAAAGCAAAGGACCUGGAAGACGAGGAGGAAAAGAUGUCAGAAUAUAAGGUCCCGCAACACAGACAAUACUUGAGCUAUGAAGGUGUUGGUUUUGGCACACCAAGUCAAAGGCAGAGGCAGUAUAUGCAGUUUCGUGUGGAUCGGGCUACGGAUCAGGUUCUAGAUUAUCGGAAGCAGAAGCUAGAAUGUCAGUAUGCUGAAAACUCAAUGAUAGCCAAAGAUGUCAAACACAGCAAAAAAGUAAAAAUAACUCAAGCCAUUGAGCGGUUGGUGGAAGACCUCAUCCAGGAGUCUAUGGCGAAAGGGGAUUUUGAUAACCUCAGUGGGAAAGGAAAGCCCCUCAACAAGUUCUCCUCGUGUCCACAUAUUGACCCCAUGACCCAUAAUCUCAACAGAAUAUUGAUAGAUAACGGUUAUCAACCUGAGUGGAUCAUAUUGCAAAAAGAGAUCCGAGAAACUAUCGAUAAACUGAGAGAAGGUUUGGUGGCUUCUCGGAAAAAACUGGGAGAUCCCAUGACCUACAGGCAGGAAAACCAAUGGACGGAGAUUUGUGAGACCUUCAGAAGAGAUAUAACAAAACUGAACAAGAGAAUCAACGACUUUAACCUGGUUGUCCCACUAUUGAGCAGGCAAAUGGUCCAUUUCAAUGUGGAGAAAGAGAUCUCUCGAGCGGAGCAGGCGUUUAUCACCCUCAACGAGGAACUUAAAGCGGCAAAUAACACUGAGGCCGGUGAACAGAUGGACAAUCAUCCGGUCAACCCCACAGAGGUCUUCUUAAAUUGGAUAAAGCAGCUGAAGAACUUCAGAAAUCUGAAUAAACAUAAUAAAGACUAGUAGAAUAUAAUGUCUAGAUCUAGUAAUUUAGUGUCUGAAUGAUGUAGGGUUAUUGGGCACGGUCAUUUAGUGGAUAGCAACAGUGCCAUGCAGGGACGUAGCUAAAGGCUCAUGGGCCCUGGGGCAAGAGUUCAGCUUGGGUCCCCCUUCCCUCAGUGCUUUGUGGCCAGGAGCAGGGAAGCACAUAGCCUUCAUGCUGCCUUAGGUAAAAAUUGAAAUGCCCCUCCCCCAAUGCCAAAUUCUUGACCUAACCCCUUCCCUCCAGAGGUGUAACUUUACCUACAUGCACUUUCUAUAAUACCUGUGUCUUCUUAUAUGGCACAAGGUUCUUUGGGCCCCUCAGGCUUCUGGGCCGGGUAGCGACUGCUACUUCUGCACCACCUAUAGUUAUGCCCCUGGUGCUAUGGGUUUAAAGGAUAUCUGACAUAUCAA
Molecule: messenger RNA, 1850 nt
Organism: Bufo bufo (common toad)
Lineage: Eukaryota; Metazoa; Chordata; Amphibia; Anura; Bufonidae
Gene: DNAJC28
Product: DnaJ heat shock protein family (Hsp40) member C28
Exons: 3
Coding region: 264-1418 (384 amino acids)
Source: RefSeq, a predicted model, not a curated record